Molecule: messenger RNA, 1833 nt
Organism: Carcharodon carcharias (great white shark)
Lineage: Eukaryota; Metazoa; Chordata; Chondrichthyes; Lamniformes; Lamnidae
Product: neuropeptide Y receptor type 4-2-like
Exons: 2
Coding region: 10-1263 (417 amino acids)
Biological process (GO): G protein-coupled receptor signaling pathway
Cellular component (GO): neuron projection; plasma membrane
Molecular function (GO): pancreatic polypeptide receptor activity; neuropeptide binding
Source: RefSeq, a predicted model, not a curated record
UGGAAUGUUAUGAGCUCCCAAUCCCAAACUGGACCAGGUGAGGUGGCGAAGGCGUGUGUGUGUGUUGUGCAGUCAUGUCCGGCAGCCUCCCAGCCUCCUCCUCUGUUUGCCAGUAAGGUAACUGGACAGAAACAGCACGGGCUCUCUGAUAUGGAAGAUGAUCCCAUUCUGCAAUAUACAAAUUAUUCCAUCGCCUUCAAUGUGUCAGGCUGGAAGAUUCCGGAGUUUGGAAAUCCGUGCCCGACCUCUGCGGCUCUCACUGGCUUCCUGGUGAGCUCCUACUGUGCCGUGCUGGCAGUUGGUUUAUUGGGAAACAUUUGCUUAAUUUGUGUGAUAGCGAAACAGGAGAAAAGGAAUGUGACCAACAUGCUCAUUGCCAACCUGUCCCUCUCUGACAUCAUCAUCUGUGUCUUCUGUCUCCCUUUUACAAUAGUCUAUACCCUAAUGGACUAUUGGAUCUUUGGUGAAGUCCUGUGUAAGGUGGUCCCCUUCAUCCAGUGUAUGUCAGUGACAGUGUCGAUUCUAUCCUUGGUCAUGAUUGCUUUAGAAAGACACCAACUCAUUAUAAACCCCACAGGUUGGAAACCGAGUGUGCAGCAAGCCUACCUGACAGUGCUGCUCAUCUGGACCCUGGCCGGCCUCAUUUCCUUGCCCUUUGUGGUUUUUCAUGUUUUAACAGAUGAACCGUUCGGGGAGCUUCCCGCCCCCGUUGCGCCGCUGGUUAACAAAGCCAUCUGCACGGAGUCAUGGCCCUCCAGAGAGCAGAAACUGAUCUACACCACAUGGCUCCUCGCCUUUCAGUACUGUGCGCCCCUGGCUUUUAUUGCAGUGUGCUACUGCAGGAUAUACAGGAGACUCAGGGCAAGGAGGGACCUGUUGGACAGAGCCAGUGAGGAUAACCGCACACUGACAAACAGCAGGAGGAUAACCCUGAUGCUUGGGUUCCUGGUUGUCGGGUUUGGCCUCUGUUGGUUACCUUUACAUGUAUUCAAUGCAAUCGCAGACUGGGAUCUGGAAGCAGUGAUGCAUUGUCACCACAAUCUCAUCUUUUCCCUGUGCCAUCUGGCAGGAAUGGCCUCCACUUGCAUCAACCCCGUCAUCUACGGCUUCCUGAACAAUAACUUCAAGAAGGAGCUGCGGGCCAUCAUCAUGCACUGUCAGUGGAGCAGGCAGCCAGAGGGCGAACACUUCCCAUUGUCCAACAUGAACUCAGAGCUUUCUAAGACGUCUCUGCGACUGAGUUGUAGGAAUAACGUGGGAUAAGGAACUGACAUUAUGCCGGUUAAAUGAGUGCAGAGCACACGCAGUGCCCGCUCAGCAAGAACACUUACAGACUUGGGAAUUUCAGACAAUGUCUUUAUCGUUGCUUCGGUUCAGUGUUAGAUUUGUGUAACUUCUUUAGUUUUAAAACUGUAGAAAUAUGUAAAAUUGAGCAUCACUCUCAUAGCCAUUGCAUUUCUAACACAAACUAGACAUCACUCCCGAGUUUUAGAUUAUAUCCUAACGUAAAUUAUGCACGCUCUCAAAUUUUAGAUUAUUGUCAUAAAAUAAACCAAUUACAACUUUGGUGUGUAUUCAUUAGGAUCAGUUACUAUAUAAAUUCCAUUUACUGAAAUGUGGCUCCAUUUAUAGCUGAACUCCUAUCAUGUUAGCUUUGAAACUCUUUCCCUUUUAUACAAUCGAUGUACGAUGGAUGGAGAUGCACAUAAGGAUUUACUGAAUGAAGACCGGAUGACUCACUCACUGGAAUGUUCUAUCAAUAGUUACUCUAUUCAUUGUAAAAUAAUUCGCUGUAUUUUAUAACGUUUUCACUGAGGAAAUGGUAACUUUAAA